AUGCUAGACUGUGUGCCGUUUGGGCCUGGAAUAUCCGCAAAUCUGCCAACCUAUCAGUAUUUCCAGGUAUUGUGGGAGAUGAUGGGCACAGACAUUGCCAUCACCACCUGGUUCUUUGCUCACGACAUUCGGAAGAUUGCACUUUCAGCUGGACCUGCGUUUUCGGCAAGUUCUUCGGAUGACUUCAGAAUGCGCGCCUCGAGGGGCACGAGUCGCGCCGACCGCGCUUGGCGCCGAUGGCGUAGCUUCGGAUUUCCGCGCAGGUCCUGUGCUUUGUGCGACCCGGUAGUCCUUUUGCUCUAUGUUGGCGUGUCUCAGUUGACCAUGGGGAUCAUGUGCCGCAGAUAG
This is a messenger RNA of Durusdinium trenchii, 348 nucleotides long. NCBI's taxonomy places the organism in Eukaryota, Dinophyceae, Suessiales, Symbiodiniaceae. The record is from the annotation of a GenBank genome assembly.